Molecule: messenger RNA, 4419 nt
Organism: Grus americana (Whooping crane)
Lineage: Eukaryota; Metazoa; Chordata; Aves; Gruiformes; Gruidae
Exons: 3
Coding region: 1332-3629 (765 amino acids)
Source: RefSeq, a predicted model, not a curated record
CACAAUAUCCUUUAGAAUGUUUAAUAUUUAAUUUGGUAAGAUGCUCAGAUAGUGGGGUGGCAAAUGCAGAGGGCGAUGACAGAGAGCACCGUGCGAGGGGUGCUUUAUGUCAGCCACGGGACCUUAAUGGGUGGCCAAAACACAGAGGCACAGAAGGCUCCUUGUUUGCAGAACCGUCGAUUUUGUGCACAGCUACCUGGUCUGCCUACACACCAUGCAUGUUCUGAAUGCCAUUUAAUUCAUAUGCGUUCUUGUUAAAAACACACCAUCAACAUUGUACAGAAGAGACUCCUAGCGACUGGGCUAGUUAGAAGGGAAAGAACCAGCGGCACAUCUUAAAUGCUGGAGACCUGUCACUGACGUACUCCCUGCCAUUUGUGUACUGCAAGCACCUCACCUAAAGCCAACGGGAUGAUUUUCAUGAACUGAAACAGUCUUUCUACAGAGCUAAGUUUAAUUCAGAGGGGCAUCUUCAGCUAAACUGCUUUAAAGUCAGGGCUCAAAAAAUAUGUAACCAAUAUUUUAUUUAUGGAGAAAUACUUCAUUUCAUACUGUGAGUUGACCAGUUAUUUCUACAACAGCUAGAAGUCAGCUAGCAAGAUUCUUCCCUCUUCAGUUUUGUCAUGAGGACUUAAGUACACAUGUGGUCACCCAAGGAACAAAAAGGAUUUUAUGUAAACAGAGCAGCAUGGCUGUGGCUGUGACCCAGUCCUCUAAUAGCCAGGCCUGCGUUCCAGAGAGCCCGGCCAGGCACAGAUGGCUAUUUUGAGGUACCCAUUUGGGCUUCAGGGAGCCAGCAGCCUAGGUGAUUUUCUAAGAAGCGUUCACUGAUGCUUCAGUCAUCUGAGAGGGUCUGCUGGAAGAUCCACUAAGAGACAGCUGGGUUUGUGGUGCGGGCUUGGAGAAAGUUUCCAAAGUGUAUUUUCAGAAGAGCCUUUUGUGCACUCAGGGCAAUUUCAGCAGGGAACUCCAGAUCUGAACCCACCGUUGGUUCAAGUUUUGCUUGAAUCUAUAGAGUGGGCUUAAUUGUUUGCUCUUGCUCACACUUUGGAAAGUGUGUUAUCACUGCUGUGGGACAAGGGUUGGCAACCUCUUACAGAUACCAUGCCAGAGUGUAUUUUUCUUUUCCAAAUUAGCAGCUAGGUGUGCCAAUGCCGGGUUUUGCUGCCUCUCCAAGAGGCAAGAUGCCAUCCAUCUGUGGUAUUUUUCAUCUGUGAGGCGCUCGGCUCCUGCUGAAUGCAUCACUCAAGAAAUGGGAGACAGAAACUGGGAGCUGCUGCCUCUUACUUGUGCCUCUCCAGAUCCUGCUGAUCCCAGCUCCUGCCUCAAGCAUGCCGUUCAGAACCUAUCCAAAUCGAGUGCAGACUCGGCGCUCAGGGCAGAGCCUUUUGCUUAUUGCUUCCAUCCCACACAAGGGGUCUUCAGGUCGCUUUAGGAUCACUUUUCUACAUAACUUAUACCUCCUGUCUCCCGUCUUUCCUAGGCUUCCCUGUCCUCUAGGUGCCAGUGAGAUUCUUGUCCUUCUACAGACUGCUGUGCUCCGUGGGAGGCUUCCCGAAGCAUCUUGUGUGACCUUGGAGGAGAAUGGGAGUGUCAGUGAUGGAAGGUGCAGCGAUGCCAGUUCACUUCGCAUGGACCUCUCCAAUCUUGUGACCUGGGCACACACUCACGGGACCAUAUGCAAUCAAAUCCCAGCCUUGGAAAUUGUGCAGAACACGGGUCAUCCUAGCAAGGACAAUUCUGUUCUCUGGAUAUGUGGGGUUGGACAUGCAUAUCACUGGCAAUGUGGAAAGUUAUACAUCAGAAGCAAAGAAGAGAAUGAAGCAGUGGAAAAGAGAAAGAGGUUAGUAUCUUCUGAGGCUUCAUCAAGGGAAGCUAAUUCAGAUGAAAAGAGGUUCAGGAGGACCUCAUCUUUUGAGAGGGCUAAAGCAGAUGCUGUCAGCACAGGGUCACGUAGCAGAUCUCCAGGGGUCACUCAGCAGAAAGAUGACACAGUCUACAUAAUACAUAAUGAACCAUCACCCAGAGAAAAGAAAAAAAAUAGCAAAUCCAUGAAAUCGUGCUUUGCAGCAGAGCAGCACUUGUCAGUAUCUGGUGGUGGAGUCAAAACUGACAGACAGAAGGUGAAACUAGAAAACAACGAAGAUCUGCAAAUCAUCUCUGAUGAAGAACAGUAUAUAUCAGAUGAAGACAACCAAGGAGACAGAAUCAACCAGAUUCUGCCAGAAUCACCAACUAAAGGUGGAACUGCUGAGGUAGAUGUGCAAAUGCAUCACAAUCAGAAGAUAGCAUUUAGCAAGCCAACAGCCACCCAAACAUCUGGCUUUGCCCCUGCAGGAAAGCCACCCCUAACUCUUGCCUGCAUUCUGAAAUCCCCCAUCAGCAAUCAAGAGGGCCUGGACAGCAGGUUCUUGAGGAUAGGUCCUCUUAAUCCUGCAGAGUCCGUAACUGAAACUUCUAAAGCAAGAAUUUCCUCUGGGUCAGCAAUACCGAAAGAACAUUUAAAAUCUGACCCUGUCUCCAGCAGUGAAGCAAAGGCCCAACUUGAGUCACCCGCCUCUGUGACAUUCUUUGAGUUUGAAGCCACUGUAGAUGUGCAGCAGCAGCUCCAGCUGAGCCCUCCUGAGUGUGGCACACCAGGAACAGGCUUUAGUGGGAACGUUUCUGAAAAUCCUAUCGAAGAGAGUGAACCGUCGGGAUCUGGGCAUGCACUCCAUCUUUCAGCCUCACUGAGCCCAGAGAACAAGAACACGGACCAUUCACCUGCAUCUUCAAACAAAAAUGUGUUGAAGAAGUUGGAGAAAAAGAGAAACCGUAACACUGGUGAUAUAAAAAUUUUCAAAGACUGGCUGGUUUUACAUUGCCCUUCUGAAACGCGUGAGAUUUAUAAGCUGCCACCCGAAGACCUCGAUAAUUACCUAGCCUCAUUCUACAGUUCUGCAAAGAGACAGAACGGCACUGAUUUUUCUGCCAGUUCUUUGCACUUCUUUCAGAGCAGCAUCGAGAGACACCUUAAAGAUCACAACUAUGAGUACAGCGUGGUUAGAGGGUUGGAAUUCCGAGCGUCUCAGGAAGCCUUGAAACUAAAGCAUCAGCACCUAUCUCAGAAAGAGAGAGAGGGAGAGUGGAGUAUUUUGGAGAACCUGACAGAUGAAGAUGUGGAAGGUCUUCAUAAGAAGGGAGUUCUAAGUAAGGCACACCCUCAGGGCUUUCUGCACCUCAUGUUCACAAAUAUCAUUAGGGGGUUUGGGGCAAGCACACACAGUCGGAGCCACAAUCUGUACUGGGGACAGCUUGUACUGAGGAAGAAUGAGGGGGAGCUGGAGUACUUGGAGUGGAAGGAUGAUCUGAGUGCAGAGGGAAAUGCAGGGGAACCGCGGCCACAUCUCUUCGCCAGGCCUGACAACCCAGGCAACUGCCCAGUCACGGAUUAUAAGGAGUAUGCUAAGAGGAGGCCACUGGAUAUGCUCCAUGACUACGAUCCACUUUAUCUCGCUCCCAAGCCUCUCUGCUCCAUAUGGGACCAAGUAUGGUACUGUAGGAAGUCACUGACAAAAGCCAAAAUAGAAAAAAUCUUGAAAGUUAUUAUCCAGCAAGUCAAAGGACCUGCGAAGAAGUCCAAGAAAUAAAGGUAUCCAUUUAGUUUCUGCUGUGCCAGUUUUUGAAGUAUGUGUUUCCAAGUAGUCUUUGACAGGUUUAAGUGGCAGUAUUUAGUAGGGGUUGAGGAGAACAUCCUUCUCUUCAGUUUCACCUUAGAACAUCAAAAUCCACAUAUUUGCAUCACCUCAGCUUUCAGGUGAAGUGAAAAACUUCUAUUGUUCUUUCUAUUAAUGGAAUUGAUAGUUCAGUAAGUUAAAUAAAUAUGGGAAUCUUAGGUUUCACAUUUGUAAAACAAGUUAAUAUUCUACUGUAUUAUUAAUGGCAGGAUGAAGUAGCUAAUGUUAACGUGGAGGGGGCUCGGUAGCUGAGUAACUUGGCAAGGAGUUUAAGCUGCGCUCCCAUUGAGGGAGCUGACACUUGUAAACAGCGUUUGGUCUAUAGCGUAAGGCUAUCAUGAAAGGAAGAGUAAUAAGAGCUAGUUCUGGGGUGGCAGGAGAACCGCAAGAUGCCACGUUUGCCAGCUGCUAAUCCAGAUCCAACAGGAAUGCUUUCAGCAAGGUUUACGUCUUUGUCUUAGUGAAAGAUUUGUAGAUUGAAGAAGUUGUGAUUGUGUUUUAAAAAGUUAUUUUAAAUGGCUGACAGCGUUGAAAGGUUUUAUGGUGAGUGUUUUCCCCAGAGUGCUAAAUAUAGCUACAUAAAUACACUUUGGUAGAUAGACAUAGUCAACUUUUUUCAGCUGUUCAAGUACUGUUCAGUCAAUAUAUUGUCUUACAGGCCAGUGGAGUCGUCGGGUUGAAUUGUUGACAUAACCUAAUAAAA